This is a messenger RNA of Prunus armeniaca (apricot), 1617 nucleotides long. NCBI's taxonomy places the organism in Eukaryota, Viridiplantae, Streptophyta, Magnoliopsida, Rosales, Rosaceae. The record is from the annotation of a GenBank genome assembly.
AUGUUUCUUCAGCUCUUAACCUUGGCCUCCCUGGUCCUCCUUCCCUUACUUUUUUUCUUCGUCUUCAAGGCUUCAUCACAACCAAACCCCAAAACCAGCAACAACACCAAGCUCCCCAAAUCAUACCCAAUAAUCGGCUCUUUCAUAACCCUCUACAAAAACCAUGAACGCAGGCUCCCAUGGUUCACAGACCUCCUCCGAAGCUCGCCAUCAAACACCUUCACCCUCCACCACUCUCUGGGCAAGCACUUCGUCGUCACGGCCAACCCCACUGUCGUCCAGCACAUCCUUAAGACCCAGUUCCCCAUCUACGAAAAAGGCAACACAUUCCGCACCACCCUCACCGACCUCCUCGGUGACGGCAUCUUCAACGCCGACGGCGACAACUGGAAGUUCCAGCGCCAAGUCUCCAGCCACGAAUUCAACACCAAGUCUCUGCGUAAAUUCGUCGAACAGGUCGUGGACACCGAGCUCUCCGACCGCCUCAUUCCCAUUCUCUCCGCCCCCGCAACCAACAAUUCAAUUCUGGACUUCCAAGACAUUCUCCAACGCUUCGCCUUCGAUAACAUCUGCAGAAUCGCAUUUGGAUACGACCCGGCUUACCUGCUACCCUCUCUGCCCGAAGCCAAAUUCGCAGUGGCUUUUGACGAAGCCGUUCAAAUCAGCAGCGACAGGUUCAGAUCGUUACCCCCAGUGUGGAAGCUCAAAAGGGUUCUCGGAAUUGGCUCCGAGAAGCGCCUCCGAGCUGCGGUCUCCGAAGUUCGUGAGUUCGCGAACACCAUUGUCAGGGAGAAGAAGCGAGAGCUGAGCGAGACGAAGGCUCUAGAGUCCGUGGAUCUCCUCUCCCGAUUCUUAGGCUCAGGCCACUCGGAUGAAAAGUUCGUCACCGACAUCGUCAUCAGCUUCACCCUCGCCGGCCGAGAUACCACGUCGGCAGCUCUCACAUGGUUCUUCUGGCUACUAUCGCAGAACCCACAUGUGGAAAACGAGAUUCUAAAGGAGAUCAGCGGAACGGCGGAGCCGGAGUCGGCCGCAGGGGGUUACGACGAGGUGAAGGAGAUGGUGUACACUCACGCGGCGCUGUGCGAGAGCAUGAGGCUGUACCCGCCGGUUGCCGUUGACAGCAAACAGGCGAUGAAGGACGACGUCUUGCCGGAUGGGACGAAGGUGAAGAAGGGAAUGACGGUGACCUACCACGUGUACGCGAUGGGACGGAUGGAGGAGAUUUGGGGGGGAGGACUGGGCAGAGUACAGGCCCGAGAGGUGGCUGGAGAGAGAGGAGAAUGGGGCCCACAAGUGGAAGUUUGUCGGGAGGGACUCGUUCAGCUACCCUGUGUUUCAGGCGGGGCCCAGGAUCUGUUUGGGGAAGGAGAUGGCGUUUCUGCAGAUGAAGAGGGUGGUGAGUGCGGUUUUGAAGAGGUUCAAGGUGGUCCCGGUGGAGAGGGAGGGUGGAGCCCAGCCAGAGUUUGUGGCCUACCUCACCGGAAAAAUGAAAGGUGGCUUUCCCGUCACCAUUGUGGAGAGGGCUUGAGGAAGAAUAUGUAUGUUUUGUUCACCGAGUUUCAGUGUGUACACGAUAUAGUCUUAACAAUUAGUACGUGCGUAAUUAAGUUGUAG